Molecule: messenger RNA, 1684 nt
Organism: Vanrija pseudolonga
Lineage: Eukaryota; Fungi; Basidiomycota; Tremellomycetes; Trichosporonales; Trichosporonaceae
Product: putative permease
Exons: 4
Coding region: 10-1617 (535 amino acids)
Biological process (GO): nucleobase transport; transmembrane transport
Cellular component (GO): plasma membrane
Molecular function (GO): nucleobase transmembrane transporter activity
Source: RefSeq, a predicted model, not a curated record
CCCAUCACCAUGCCGCUGGCAUUCUGGAAACGCGACUGGGCGCUGCCGAAGGAGGAGAGCUGUAUCGCCCCCGAGAAUGUGUGGUCGAACAAGGAUAUGGACCCCAGUCCGCCCGAGCACCGCACCUGGACGACCUGGACGUUCUUCUCAUACUGGGUGUGCGACCUCUUCCAGCCCGGAGGCUGGGCCACCACGGCCGCGUUCGUCGCCAUGGGCCUGACGUGGUGGGAGAGCUGCCUCGCAGUCCUCACCGGCUCGGUGCUCGCCGCGCUCGUCAUCUCGGCCAACGGUGUCGUCGGCGGGACGGUACACACGCCGUUCGCGGUGACGUGCCGAACGACGUACGGGUACUGGGGGAGCAAGUUUGUCGUGUUUUCGCGCUGCGCGAUCGCAUGCUUCUGGCUCUCGGUCAACACGUUCGCCGCGGGCCAGUUCUGCUCGUACGCCAUCCAGGCCAUCUGGCCCUCGUAUGCGCGCCUGCCGAACCACGUCCCGGCCUCACAGGGCGCCACGACCAAGGACUUUGUGUCCUUCCUCAUCCUCUGGAUCAUCCAGUUCCCCUUCAUCCUCAUCCACCCGUCCAAGCUCAAGUGGGUGUUCAACAUCAAGGCGGUGAUCGUGCCCAUCGUGGCGCUUGGCACCAUGAUCUGGGCGGUGAAGCGCGCUGGGCCGUUGGCUGGCCCGGCGCUCCGCACGCCCGCGAACCGCGUGCCCGCCGGCUCGAAGCGCUUCAUUGCGUUCAUGUACUCUGUCACUAGCGUCCAAGGAACCUGGGCGACGAUGAGCGUCAACGUCGGUGACUUCUCGCGGUACACGCGCACUCCGGCCGCGUCGUACGCCCAGCUGUGGGCCUUCCCCGUCGUCAACACCAUGGUGUCGAUCGUCGCCGCCAUCACCGCCGCCUGCCUGCUCCCAGUGUACGGCGACGUGCUGUACCAGCCGUACCUCAUCGUCGCGAAGUGGGACGGCAGCGCCGGCGGCCGCGCAGCCAUGUUCCUCGGGUCGCUCGCGUGGGCCCUCGCGAACGUGACCACCAACAUCACGGCCAACUCGAUCUCGGCAGCCAACGACAUGGUGUCCCUCGCGCCGAAGUACAUCAACAUCCAGCGCGGGCAGCUCAUCGCCGUGACCAUCGGCGUGUGGGGCUUUGCGCCGUGGAAGGUGCUCGAGAGCGCGCAGAACUUUUUGACCUUCAUGGCGAGCUACUCGAUCGUGCUGGCGCCCAUUGCGGCGCUCAUGGCCAUCGACUUCUUCGUGGUCAAGCACCGCCGGUACAACAUCUACGAGUUCUACAAGCCGCACGGUAUCUACCGGUACGCCGGCGGCUGGAACUGGCGCGCGUACGUCGCGUUGCUGUGCGGCAUUGCGCCCAACAUGCCCGGCAUGGUCGCGGCCAUCAACACAAAGAUCAACAUCGGUAACAUCAAGUACGUCUACAUGGUGUCCAAUAUCGCCGCGGACGUGAUCGCGAUCGCGAUCUACCUGCUCCUCAACAAGUUCUUCCCGGCCCCCGAGAGUCUCGUCGACGUCGCCGUGCACGACGUCAAGGAGUAUGGAACCGGCAGCCAGGGCAGCGUGGACCGCAUCGACGUCGUCGGCGACGAGGAAAAGUACUAAGCGAGAAGAUUUUGUAGAUUAGGGACAUGUGGCGAUGAGAUUAGGAAUCAUGCACGCCGAGAUAGGG